Messenger RNA from Drosophila rhopaloa, 3168 nucleotides. RefSeq names its product serrate RNA effector molecule homolog (gene Ars2). Bases 78 to 2933 code for a protein of 951 amino acids. Gene Ontology annotation, biological process: mRNA processing; primary miRNA processing. Gene Ontology annotation, cellular component: nuclear body. The record is from RefSeq and is a predicted model, not a curated record. The transcript has 8 exons. Lineage: Eukaryota; Metazoa; Arthropoda; Insecta; Diptera; Drosophilidae.
UUUUAAACGGCCACACUGACUGAGAGACGCGCCGAUCUGCGGAAAAUUUAUUAUAUUUAAGUAAAAGACAACCGACAAUGGCUGAUUCGGACGACGAGUACGACCGCAAGCGGAGGGACAAGUUCCGAGGGGAGCGUAGCGAUAGUUACCGCACGGAACGCCGCGACGAGCGCCGCCCGGUGGGUGGUUCUGCCGGCGCCCGCGACGAGUGGGCGGAACGCAAUCCCUUCAGGGGCGGGGCUUCCGCAGGCGGCGGCGGCGGAGGAGCCCGCCACAGGCCGGACUACAGCGACUAUCGGGGUCCGGGGCCCAGGCCGCGCUACGGGUCGCCCGGACGGGAUCUGCCACCAGCCAAGCGGAUGCGACCCGACUGGGGCGAUGGAGAUGUACGCUCCAAUCCCCGUUUUGGGGGCUACGACCCGUAUUUGAUGCAAGCCUGGAACGACCACUACCAGUCUAUGCACUCGGCUUAUUCCCACGCCGGCCAUGCACCUCCUGCUCGGGAACAGGUGAGCAGCGGUGGCGACACGCUUACCCAGCCGGCCAUGCUCAACCUGAAGCAGUUCCUCGACACCCAGGACGAGAACAUAUCCGACUCGGAGGUGAUGCGCAAGUACACCGAGUACAAGACGGACUUCAAGCGACAGCAGCUAAACGAGUUCUUUGUGGCCCACAAGGACGAGGAAUGGUUCAAAAAUAAAUACCACCCCGAGGACAGUGUAAAACGCAGCGAAGAGCAGCGCGGCUUCCUACAGAGGCGGACGGAUGUUUUCGUGGAAUUGCUCGAGAAUGGAACUAUUGGCUCGGUCAAGGUGGAUUCCUCGCAGGGUGAUGCCUUGAUCCGUGUGUUGGACACCUGUGUCAUAAAGCUGGAAGGCGGCACCGACGAGGACCUUAAAGUGCUCGACGAGAAGCCAAAAGAGCCGGUGGUCUAUGAGCGAAAGUCGGACCUCAUUGACUCUGCCAAGCUGACAGAGGAAGCAAUCAAGAGUCCCAAGGAAGAGAAGCAGAGUGAGGAGGAUUCGUUGCCAGUUGUUGUGUCACCACAGCGGAAAGCUGUGAAACCUGUUAACUCUGACGAGGAAAACUGGGAUGACGAUGAAGCAGAAAGUGCGCCGCCCAAGAAAGAGGUGAAGGAUGAUUCAAAGGCCACCGAUUCUAGCGCUGAGGACAAGCAGCCGAAUAAAAAAAAGACCAAGAAGCGCAAGCGGAAUAGCAGCGAUGAUGACAGCUCCUCAUCCGACUCCGAAUCCAGUUCCAGCUCAGAUGAUGAGAAGCUAAAAGAGAAAUAUGAUGUGGAAGAUGGUCUGAGGAGUGAGCAAAAAGCCGAAGCGGAAAAGGACAGGCUUGACGCGGCCAAAGCAAAGCAAGCACCAGAGAGUCCCAAACCGGAAGCGCUAGUAGAAACGCCAAUUCCCGAGCCAGAAGAAGAAGCCACAGAAGGCAAUGCUGUCGAGAAUGACGAGGCAGAAAAGUCACCGGAAGAGAAUUUGAGUGCGCCCAAAGAAGCGGAAAAUGGAGACGCUGGCAAAACUGAAGAGGGAGAAGAAAAGCCUCCUAGUAAUGAAAACCAGGUUGUCGAAACCGAGACCAUUGACCUGGACAAAGUAAAGGAUGGCCACCCAAGAGCGCUGCAUCGCACCUCCUCCAUCUUUCUGCGCAACUUGGCCCCCUCCAUAACCAGAGCCGAAAUCGAGGGUGUAUGCAACCGUUUUAACGGCUACCUAAGGGUGGCUAUUGCAGAUCCUUUGGUAGAACGCCGUUGGUAUCGCCGCGGAUGGAUAACUUUCAUGCGGGACGUCAACAUCAAAGAGAUUUGCUGGGGCCUGAACAACCAGCGGCUGCGAGACUGUGAAAUGGGUGCCAUCGUUAAUCGAGACCUGAGUCGACGGGUACGGCCAGCCAACGGAAUCACCGCCCACAAACAGGUGGUGCGUUCAGACAUAAAGCUAUGCGCCAAGAUUGCUCUGAAUCUGGACGAAAGAUUCAGACUGUGGACGGAGGCGUCUGCAAACGAGGCAAAUGCCGCCAACCGCGCGACGGAAUCUUCGGCGAAUGGGAACGCCUCCACAUAUGGCUUCAAUUCGAAAAAUCCGGUGCUGCAAAACAUCACCGACUACCUCAUCGAAGAGGCGUCCGCAGAGGAGGAAGAGCUUCUCGGUCUUACAGGUGAAAACAAAGACAGUGAGGGUGAACCCAUCGAGCGUGAUGAGCAAUUGAUAGCCGUUCUGGACCGACUGGUGCUUUACUUGCGUAUUGUGCACUCCGUAGACUAUUACAACCAUUGCGAGUACCCGUACGAGGACGAGAUGCCUAACCGCUGUGGCAUUAUCCAUGCCCGUGGUCCAACUCCUGCUCGGGUGACGAGCAACGAGUUGCAGGAGUAUAUCAAGACGUACGAGAGCAAGCUGCAGCAAUUCCUCACCAAGACUGUAUUGCUCAGUGACGAGGAGAUUAAGGAUCUUGGCUCUAAGGACGCAGAGACCGAGGUGGAGAAGUUUGUGCAGGCGAACACCCAAGAGCUAGCCAAGGACAAGUGGUUGUGCCCGCUUUCGGGCAAGAAGUUUAAGGGCCCCGAGUUCAUUCGCAAGCACAUCUUGAAUAAGCACGAAGAGAAGGUCGACGAGGUGCGCAACGAGGUGCAGUACUUUAACAACUACCUGCGCGAUCCGAAGCGUCCGCAGUUGCCCGAGCACCCCGGCAGCUCUAAGCGCCCUGAAUCGGAAUCUUCCCGAGGCGGAGGAGGUUAUCGAGCGCCCAUGUACCCACCUUUUUCGGCGAUGCCCUACGGAUUCGGACCACCCAUGAUGGGUGGUGGCCGCGGAGGACGCAACUUCCCUCCCGUUCGCAGAGAAUUGCCUUUGGAACACCAGCGCCGGCUUAUCGGUUACCAUGAUUUGGAUGCGCCUGCCAAUUCCGAUAUGUUUGACUAAUUGAUUAGCACAAAACAGGCUCACUCGAUGCAGCAAUUAUCGUUUGGCGAGCUCAAGUUUUAAAAGCAAUUCAAGCAAUGCUAGGAAAAGUAUCUACUGCAUAUAAAGAUGGUUUAUAUACAACUACCGAUAUCCGUUUUCCUGUACAAUAAUAUGCCAAUUGUAUUAAGAAUCCGACAACGUUGCUAACUUUCAUUUGCCCGAAAUAAAUGCGAAUCCAUAGCCUAAAACGAAA